CGGUAAGAGAAACGCAUCGUCACUUUUUCCCACUUCACUCUCAUCUUCUUUUCAUUCGACUCGUAAACAAGAGGAAGAAUCAGAUCUCGCAAUGGCUGGAAAACAGCAGAAUAAUCACCCUCGUACUCCCCUCAGAUUCAGAUCCAAAACCCUAAUCCUCACACUCAUCAUCACCUCCUUCUCUCUACUCCUCAUCCUCUACACCUUCCCUUCCUCCGCUCCCUCUCCGAACCCAACCGAGACCUCCUUCGUCGCCUCCCUCGAGCAAUUUCUGAUCCACAAGUCCCCGAAGCUCACUUCACCAUCGAGAGAUGACACGGUUCAUAGCGAAAACGACGAUGAAGAUCUGAAGAAGCUCGAUGAGAAGGUGUUUGAGAGAGAGAAUCGGUUGUUAAACGAAGAUCCGGUUUACCCGGUCGGAUCUCCGGUUAAGGUCUACGUGUACGAGAUGCCGAAGAAGUUCACCUUCGAUCUUCUCUGGCUGUUUCACAAUACUUACAAGGAGACUUCGAACGCUACCUCUAACGGUAGCCCUGUGCAUCGCUUAAUCGAACAGCAUUCUAUUGAUUAUUGGCUAUGGGCUGAUCUGAUCUCACCCGAAUCCGAGAGGCGUUUGAAGAGUGUUGUGAGGGUUUAUAAGCAGGAGGAUGCGGAUUUUUACUAUGUUCCGUUUUUCACAACAAUCAGUUUCUUCUUGUUGGAGAAGCAGCAAUGCAAAGCACUAUAUAGGGAAGCUUUGAAGUGGGUGACUGAUCAGCCUGCUUGGAAAAGAUCUGAGGGAAGGGAUCAUAUAUUUCCUAUUCACCAUCCUUGGUCUUUUAAGACCGUUCGCAAAUUUGUGAAGAAUGCAAUCUGGCUUUUACCAGAUAUGGACUCUACUGGGAACUGGUAUAAGCCUGGGCAAGUUUCACUGGAGAAAGACUUGAUUCUUCCUUAUGUUCCUAAUGUUGAUUUAUGUGAUGGAAAAUGCUUGUCGGAAAGUGCACCGAUGAGGACCACACUUCUCUUUUUCAGAGGACGGCUUAAGAGGAAUGCUGGAGGUAAAAUACGUGCGAAGCUUGGUGCAGAAUUAAGUAGUGUCAAGGAUGUAAUCAUCACUGAGGGUACUGCCGGAGAGGGAGGGAAAUUGGCAGCUCAGGAAGGCAUGCGUAGAUCUUUAUUCUGUUUGUGUCCUGCUGGUGACACACCAUCCUCGGCGAGACUGUUUGAUGCCAUUGUUAGUGGCUGUAUACCUGUUAUAGUCAGUGACGAGUUGGAACUUCCUUUUGAAGGAAUACUUGAUUACAACAAGGUUGCUGUGAUUUUUUCUUCUAGUGAUGCAAUACAACCAGGGUGGCUUGUCAAUCAUCUGAGAAGCCUUAAGCCCUCCCAAGUCAAGGAAUACCAGAAUAGUCUUGCUCAAUACUCGCGGCAUUUCAUAUAUUCAAGCCCUGCUCAGCCUUUAGGUCCAGAGGAUUUGACAUGGAGAAUGAUAGCAGGAAAGCUGGUGAACAUCAAGCUUCACACGAAGAGGUCACGACGGGUGGUGAAAGGAUCUAGGAGUAUUUGCAGAUGCGAUUGCUGGAGACCAAACUCUACAGCCUCUAGUUCUUUGAAUCAUCUCUUGGCUUAAGAACAUCGACCACUCCAUCUCCAAUUUUCAUGUCUGGAAAUUCCCCUGGAUAUGUAUGCUUUGAAAUUCUUGUUCUAUAUAAUGAAUCUCACCAUUGAUUUAAUGUCUGAAAUGCAGCUUCAAAAUCGAGCAACAUACUAAUUGAAAAUCAAGUAACAUGAACAAAACAAAAAAUCAUAUCCGAUCCAUGCUGACGUGUUCCAGAGAUGGUUUGUGUUGUUAUCAGGUCGUUUUUACGGAUAACGUGGAUAUUCAUUUUAAACUUAAAAGAAAUCAUAUAGCUGAGCAUUACGUGUGUGUUAUGUUUUUGAC
Eruca vesicaria subsp. sativa (arugula) is the source of this 1924-nucleotide messenger RNA. Lineage: Eukaryota; Viridiplantae; Streptophyta; Magnoliopsida; Brassicales; Brassicaceae. The record is from the annotation of a GenBank genome assembly.